GAAUAUUUGACCGGAAGUGUUGUUAUUGCUCUGCCUGUGGCGCAUGAUAGAAAACUGCUGCUUCCGCGCUUCUUCCUUGUUUAUUUGGUUUUACACAAAAAAGGACCCUUUAAAGUUAUUUUUUUCUUUCCCCAUAAACGGGAAUACCUACGCCACAAGAUUCUUAAAUCGCAAACUUCUGGAAGUGCUCACACGGCGGAAACUGCCGAAGUCUGAUCCGACAUCCCAACCAAGUGUGCCUUUGAGUUUCGGUCUGAAUGGCCACAGCUGCAGAGGAGCCUCCUGAGCUGCAGGGCCCCUCUGGAAAUUCAAUUGGGACCCGAAAAAAUGGUUCUGCCGAGAGUCCAAGCACCAGUUACAUGUCCCCGGCCAUGAAAAAGACAAUUGGACAUCGUGGAAUUGAUCGCACUGGGGAAACGACGUACAAGAAGACAACAUCUUCAGCACUACAAGGCGCCAUCCAGUUGGGUAUCGCGCACACAGUGGGCAGCUUAACUCAGAAGCCUGAGAGAGAUGUGCUGCUGCAGGACUUUGAAGUAGUUGAAAGCAUCUUCUUUCCUAGUGAGGGCAGUAACCUGACACCUGCCCACCACUAUGGAGACUUCAGGUUCAAGACCUACGCCCCAAUGGCCUUCCGGUAUUUCAGAGAGAUGUUUGGCAUCCGACCUGGUGACUACAUGUACUCCCUGUGUCAUGAGCCGAUGAUUGAGCUAUCAAACUCUGGGGCGAGUGGAUCUCUAUUCUACGUCUCCAGUGAUGAUGAGUUCAUAAUUAAGACUGUGCAGCACAAAGAGGCAGAGUUUCUGCAGAAACUGCUCCCAGGUUACUUCAUGAACCUGAACCAGAACAAACGUACCUUAUUACCAAAGUUUUAUGGACUCUACUGUGUCCAGGCAGCGGGUAAGAACAUCCGUAUAGCAGUCAUGAACAAUCUCCUCCCGAGCGCCGUACAAAUGCACUUCAAGUAUGAUUUAAAGGGCUCCACCUACAAGCGGCGGGCCUCCGCUAAAGAGAGAGAAAAGUCUGUGCCCACAUACAAGGACCUGGACUUCCUGCAGGACAUGCAGAACGGGCUGUUACUGGAGGGGGACAAGUAUAGUGCGGUUUGCAAGACCAUCCAGAGAGACUGCCUGCUUCUGCAAAGCUUUAAGAUUAUGGACUACAGCCUUCUUGUGGGAAUCCACAAUGUCGAUCAAGCGUUUCAAGAACAGGCCAGCAAAGCGGCAGUGGCCGGGGCUGUGGACCACCGGAAGCCACAAGGCCAGAAGUCCCUGUACAGCACUGCUAUAGAGGCCAUCCAGGCUGAGGCAGGGAGCAUGGGAUCACCGGAGACAGAGGACCAAACGGGAGGAAUCCCAGCAAGAAACUCAAAAGGGGAGCGGCUGCUGGUGUAUAUCGGUAUUAUCGACAUCCUGCAGUCCUAUAGAUUAGUAAAGAAGCUUGAACACUCGUGGAAAGCUUUGGUUCACGAUGGGGACACUGUAUCGGUACACAGACCCAGUUUCUAUGCAGAAAGAUUCCAGAAGUUCAUGUGCCAAUCAGUCUUCAGGAAAAUCUCACUAAAGACCUCGCCAUCUAAGAAGCGGCGUAAUCUGCCACAUGGUCCUUUGAGGAAGCCAACAGGCACUGGGCCCUUUCUGAUGACCCAAACAAGUGGCAACAGCCAGCAGUCUUUCCUCCAACACCAAGUCAGCUCUGAGAACAAAGAAGAGACCGAAGGAGACAACGUCAUGCAGUCUGUGCGUCCUGACCUCCUACCAAAGACCUUGCCGCCCAGCAACGAUGCUGGCAGCGCUACUGAAACCCCCGUCUCCUCCUCCUCCGCCUCCUCUGAGAACCAUGGAUGUGUUGCCACAAGUCAGCCUCUGCCUCAUCCUCAGGACGUGAACAUUAACAACACACAGGCCAAAGACCAGGAGCUCAACUCCCUAAAAAAAGCUCAGUACGACGAGGAUGUGAUCUCACUCAAUGACAUUUCACCUAACGCAGGCAAAUGUGCUGUCUAAAUGAAUGAACUUAAAUGAACCGAGACCAACUUGGAGGAUGUCACGGCCGUGGUUGAAAUGUAAUUACUCCACCUGGUUUGACCGAGGUAAAGUUUACAGCACCUCGGCAAAGUGGGACAUUAAAUGUUGUGGCUGUUAUUGUUUUGCACUAUGAGUGCCAAAUCUCAGCAUAGUAUGAGCAUGUCAGUGGGUGGUUUUGUCCUGACACUAGUAAUUGCGGGUGCAUUGAUCUGUUGUUAUUGAACACUAUUCAUCUCAUAGCAAUGCUUCCAUGCAAAAACAAACUUCAGUUCUCGAAACUCAGCCGGCAAUUAAUUGUCUUUUUUUUUAGAAUUACUUCAACUGUGUUUAACAGAUGCUGUAGCGCACCGCUGAGCGCACUCAUCUCUGUAAAGUGUCUGUCCCGCCACCCAAAGGGCCGAGCCCACACUAGGGCUCCUGCUACAUUGACUUGGAUGUCUUCACACAAAACCAUAUAUUUGGUUUGGGAACAUGUACAACUUUUUUUUAAAGCAAUUUCCGCGUACAUUGUUGGGACGCUGAGGUUUUUUACGCCUACUCUGAAUGUGCAUCGUGCUGGAAGAAGAGGUGAUCCUCACCUUGUGGCUUUUAUUUAACCAACUGUUAAUAAUCAACUGUGAAUCCUUAACGUCACCUCAUGUUCAGGUUAAAGGGUUUUAUUAAAAUAUUUUUUAUACUUACACUGUACAGUUUUAUCAGUUUCAGAUUUGUUUGUAGACUGGCUUUUGUCUAAAUGUGACCAAAGAACUAAUACUCUGUCAGUUUCCCACUGAUUGAUGAUUGGAGAGGAUUGACUUACAAAUUGACAUGGCUGAAUGAAUAGAAACACUUAGUGUCAUUACAUGGUACAAUCACUAAAUUAUGUUAUUUUUAAUGGUAACAUAGUAAAUGUUUGCAUUAUAAGCAGGUGUCGAUAUGUUGCAAUAAAAUGGAAUAAAGGCCGUUUUUAAAAGAGGAUCAAACGUUCUGUUUCAGAGUAUUCCUAUUGGUUCAGCUCAGUACACAGUAAUAACGUUCUAACACUGCAGCGCUGGAGAACAUGAUGGGAUUUUUAUAUAGUCAUGAAUAACAAAAGAUCGUCGGCAUUGUUAGGGUAAUUUUUGUAAAGCCUCGGAAGCUAGUCUCCACUAAUUUCAGAUUGCAUAACAAUAACACUACUGGUUUUUGGUCCACUCCAAACUGCGCUACUGAAACAGAAAAGUAAUGGCAGCAGUAUCAGUUUGGACCUGAAAAUGUAGUGAUUUGCACAAUCGCCUGUCAAAGAAAGUGACAGCUUCUGCAACUUGUUCUUAUGGCACAUGAGUGUAAAAACAUUUUAGUAUGUUUGCUUUUGGAGGAUUUUUUAAUGUGUUUUUUUUUCUUGACUGUUGAUGUCUGUCCCUUGUUUUCUUGAUUUACUUUCACUAAAGUAACCAGGAGUGACCAAAAAGAACUAGCGAAGGAUGUACUGGUCAAAAUAAAUGUAGAAAUAUCUGUUGGUUAGAGUUUGGACUUUCCUGCUGAAUCUUUAAAACUAUAAACAUGGGUGGAACAACAUUUCUUUCAUGUAUUUUUUAAUUUACACUCCCAACUAUUUCUAUACCAAGUUAAAAAUCUAUGUUCAAAUUUUAAUAUAUGGAUUACUCAAAUUUGAGGCAUCUAUUUUUCUCCUCUGUACUCUUGUCAACCAGAUAUGAAAGUGGAUAUUUUCUCACCAAUUAACAUGUAUGGUGGUUUGAUUGUUGUAUUUUAAGCUUUUUCUUCUUCUAUUAAAACAUGGGUUUUGCAUCAA
Molecule: messenger RNA, 3798 nt
Organism: Pungitius pungitius (ninespine stickleback)
Lineage: Eukaryota; Metazoa; Chordata; Actinopteri; Perciformes; Gasterosteidae
Product: phosphatidylinositol 4-phosphate 5-kinase type-1 alpha-like
Exons: 16
Coding region: 258-2006 (582 amino acids)
Biological process (GO): phosphatidylinositol phosphate biosynthetic process
Cellular component (GO): plasma membrane
Molecular function (GO): 1-phosphatidylinositol-4-phosphate 5-kinase activity
Source: RefSeq, a predicted model, not a curated record